UGUAGAGUAAAUAAGGAACUUUCCAUAAUGAAUAUUGAAUUACUAGCAAUAAAAACGGCUAUUGACAUGAUCAAUUCUAAAACGGGACAAAAUUUCCUAAUAUGUACCGACUCUAAGUCUGGAUUACAAUCCCUCAAGAACAAAAGCAUCAAAGAUAACUUCAUUAAAAACGAAAUCAUAAACAGCAUAACAUCCACCAAUAAAAACAUUAAGCUCCAAUGGGUUCCAGGACAUAGCAACAUAACUGGUAACGAAGUGGCAGAUAUGUUAUCAAAACAAGGUUGCAAUGAACAACUAAUGAUAAACACAAAAAUACCUUUAACCGAUGCACUGAACUUGGCAAAAGACGAAUCCAUAUUAGAAUGGCAGGAUGAAUAUGAAAAACUAUCGCUAACUAAAGGUAAAAAACAUUUCCAAAUACUUAAAAAACCGACCCUAAAACCUUGGUUUACAAACCUAAACUUAGGAACACAACAAAUCAUAACUAUGGGGAGGCUUAGAACUUUCCACACACUGGACAAAGAAAAACUCUUCCUUUGGAAAAUGACAGACAAUGACAAAUGCGAAAUUUGCAACACGACUGAGAACAGUGAGCACAUACUAUUCCGAUGCUAUAAAUAUACCCUCUCUAGAAAUAACUUCCCUAGCUUGAUAAUAAACGAAGACCUAGAAACACUCCUAGCGAAAACAAAUAGAAAAACUUACCUAGAAGUAACACGAUUUAUUAAAUUUAAUAAUAUUUCGCUCUGAGUCACUUAGGCCAGUGCCGAUUCGAUAUCUAAAAGAAGAUGUAAAAUAAUAAUCAUAAAUAUGCAACUGCCAACUCAAAUUAUAAAAAUCCAACAACCCUCGCAGUAGUAAACAAUAAUAACAAAAAGUGGCAAAAAGAAGCCACAACAACACUUCCACUUUCACGCGUGACACAGCGGUUGACAAGACUUGGCAGUAUAGCUCGUACAACAACACACGAGCUGGCCAUUACCACCAAACGAAGAAGAAGAAGAAGAAAAUUUAGUAUUUUUUUGUGUAACGAGGUCAUAAUAAGCUUGCGGCGAUUUCCUUUUCAUAACGGAUGCUGUAAUGGUCGAUUUUAUGUUGAAUGUGGUAAUUCCAAUCAAUUAAACUACUGAGGAAACGAGUUGAAAUGUCAACGACGUCCCUUCCGGCCAUCAUCAUGGCUAACGGGAAACAAUCGAAGCCGGAUCUCAAAGCCGGCAUAAAGGGACCAAUAUCUGCCGGCAAAAGUGGGAAAGGCAUCGUUGGUAUUGCUGCCGGAUCCCUAACCGGGGGAGACAAGCACGAGUCCUGGCAGAUGGAGUUGCUUAUGGAGCGACUCCGGACCAAAGCGAAAUCUUCGCAGUACAAAUCUUUUCAGGAGAUGUCCAAAUCUGUGCGGAUGUCUUUAUUGGAAAAACGUUAUGCCUUAGAUUCUGUGGAGAAAUCUAACCUUCAGAAAACUUUAGAUAGUAUGCAGUAUUGCAUCAAAGUAACUUCCCGGCAGGGUUUGGUUGAGCGACUCGAUUGUCUUACGCGGCAGCUGGGGCUGAAAUUGAGCGAAGACACCUCCGGUCUGUUCAUCUCGUCGGAUAUGUUCUAUUUGGAAAUCAUACUCGACGCCGGGGGAACGGUGCAGGACGUCAAGGUGCACCACGAGUGCAAAAUGAAACAACAAAGCUGCAGCGAGCUGGUUUCCUGUUUGCAACGGGGAGAUUUCUCCGAUUUCACUGCUCAACUUGAAGGUCUGGCUUCCAUCUAUCAGCUGAAUGCCGAAAAGAAAAUCAAAGUGAAUGCAUUCGUCGCAUUGCAAGCUCUGGAGACAGAUUUGUACAAUCUAUACACGCUUUCUACUCAGCAUUUCACCGAUAUCCAUUCGUUGCUUCUGAAAUCUCCCCUGGGGGUUGUGCAAAAGCGCAGAGGAGGUCACGCCAUGAGAUUGGUGUACUUCGUGACUCCAUAUGACUUGUUAGAUCUGGAAGCGAAAAAAAUGAAGCCACUUACAACGGAAGUGAUUUUUGCCGAUAAAAUCGGUUGCAGUGUUACGGUUAAUUUGGAAGCUUCGACAGCUAACAAAUUGCAAAUUCAACCCUUGCUGGUGCAACAAGGAAAUUCACCGGUGUACAGUCCGAUUGAGAAACACAACUCAACUUCUUUGCCGGCCACCUUCGUACUGCGCCUGAAAAGUCCGACCGUGAUCAACAAACAAAUGCUGACCCAGAUAAAACUCAUCACUGGCGAUAAUUCCCCAGGAACCGACCCUGGAACGUCGUUCUCGUGUUUAGUCAGUUUACUUGUGCAACAUUCGUCCAACGGUGCAAUCAAAAAUAUUGCCAAGGGCUUGUUCGUAACUUUGCCCGAUCAGUAUCAUUGCUAUUAUCUAGCUGAGAACAAAAACUUACAGGGGACUAUUGUGAGCAGUAUUCCUUUCACCGAGCCGCAACACGUGUCCAAGAUUUUAAUAUUCCUAAGGCAGCAAGCUCUCUUCAACCAGCUGCUGGUCAGCUGUGUGCGGAACAAUGGUGCAUCCAGUACGCGUAUCAGCGACUACGAACAGCUGCUGGUGUUUGAAGUAUCGGCUCUGUCCUGUCAGCAGAUAACCGUUUCUCUCCAGCAUCCGUUCGAGGAAUCGCUUGCCAUGGUGGAAUUCGAUCUACGCAACAUUUUGGCAAUAAAAGUUCGAAUUUUCUACGGUGAUUACGAGUGUGACGAACGGAUCAUCAACCGAGUGUCUCUAAUCGUGCAACGGACUCUUUCGAUUCCGGUGACAUUGCGUGCUUUGAUGAAACUAUGGGAUGAGGAAUACGAGGCGAAGUUUAAAGGAAAACAAUUGACUGGAGGUCCUAAUCCUGGUGGUGGCGAAGAUGGAAAUUUUAGUAUGUCGAUGGGACCCGAUGAUGGUGGAGGGAAUGGGUCUGGUGGACCGGGUGUAGAAACUGGCGGAAGUGGAGGUGGUAAUAUUGGUGUUGGUCCGGGAUUAAAUGGACAGCAAACUGGAAUGGUGCAUCAGAUCAAAACUGAACCGAUGGAUCCAGUGGCAAAAAAACGACGAGGCGGGGAGGAUUUUUGUAAAAGCCCAAAGAGUAUCAAAGUAGAAACGGAAGGAGACGAUGAGGACAUCGAACAAGACGAGGAAGAUGAUGAUGAUUAUGAGGAGUCAACGAACAUGAGCAGCGGUGACUCUAACAACUCUUUGGGUGGAAAUCAAACGAACAUGGCACAACAUAUUGCAUCAUCAUCAUCAUCAUCGUCGUCGUCGUCUUCGUUGAAAACAUCAUCCCCCACAAAUGUCUCAAUCUCAUUGACUGCUCCCAUCAGUAGAGACUCGACAGUAAAUAAUGUGGUCAAUUUGGAAACGUCAAAAUCGGAUUCUGACCUAGUCCGUCCAGCCCAAACGAUUCGCGAUGAUUUUUUAGAUACUGUAAAAUCUGAUCCUAGCUUAUCAAAACAUUCAUUCUCUUCGAAUAACAAAGCAGCGGAGGAGAAACAUUCAUUCACAUCCUCUGUUAGUAUUACUCCGAUAGCGGUUGGCAAACAAGGAUCCGGUUCUUCGAAUCUCAACAGCGUUGAGAAGCGGUCUGGCAUCGAAAUAAUUCCGUUGACCAAUUCGUCGACAACUAUGUCAUCCUCUGUUACCAUUACACCGAUUCCAAUGGGCUCAUCUGGUGGGUCUUCAAGAAGUGGUGGUUCUUCCGGAAGUAGUGACAAAAAACAUAGUAGCGGAAGCAGCAGUUCCAGUCGAAAAAGUAGCAGUAGUGAGUCCGAUCGUGCUCGAAUGGAGAAAAAGAAAAAGCGCAAACACGAAGAACAAUUGGCUUUACUGCAACAACAAAUGGGACCACCACACAAGAUACCAUCGAAAAAUGAUGCUCCUAGUUCUCCUUCAGGUAGCAGUCGCAAGUUUACCGUAUCGCCCAUCCCAACCAAGAGUAGUAGCCCUAGCAGCAGCAGCAGUAAAUCUAGCCCUAAGCAUUCACCUGUUCACCACAGCAGUCCCAAACAUCAGGGGAAUUAUGGCACAUCUUCACCGAAGCACAUAUCUGGCGGGAGUUCAGGUGGCGGUAAACCAAGCAUGUCUGCCCUCAAGUCGGCAACUAGUAGCAGUAGUAGCAGUCCCAGUUCCAGAAAUAAUGAAGAUGGUAUCGCUUUAACAUCAGGAGGAAGCAGCAAAAGCGGUGGGGGUAGCGGAUCUUCUUCAUCACGAGAUAGAGAUCGUGAUAGGGAUCGAAGCGACAAAAAGUCGGGCUAUUCGUCUUCUUCCAGUUCCUCGAGUCCAAAGCUAAAAACUCCUGCCGUAAAACUAAAGCAGUUGGAUUUGUCUAGCUGUGGAACGUCACUGGCGGCUGGAGUUCAGUUGGAAUUGAUGAAUAGUAACAGCAGUGGAGGAAGCAGUGCAGGAAGUGGUAGUAUUGAUUUUUCUGACAACGGCAUAUUUGGAAGCACACCAACAGAUUUGUCCAAAAAUCACACCAACGCAGCCUCGGCUGCAAGUAUGUUGUUGUUACAACAGGCAAUGAAAAACCGUAAAAGCUCUCUCAGUGCUGUGAUUGAUAAGCUCAAAUCUGCCCAGAGUGGCGACGAAAGCUCGUUGAUGCUGCUACCGGAGUUAGCCCAACAAGCAGGCUUUACAAUAAAAGAAACGUCUUCUUCCAGCAAGGCCACCAGUGCCUCUGUAUCAAACCUCACGAGUGCUUCAGUUUCGUCCGCCGCCACCGGAUCUUCCCCAGCAUCUCUAACUGCGAUUUUUUCCGGUCAAUCAGCAGCAGCUACAGCAGCAGUGGCAACUGCAGCUGCAUUGAGCCAACUUACGUCUGCUUCGCUGCAAGCGGCCAAAGGAUCCGAAUACAUGGUCAAACCGAGUUCUGAAGGCAUCAAGCUUACAAUUCAAAAUAAAAAAGGCUCUAAGAGUAGUAGUUCGUCCGGCAGUAGCAGCAGCAGCUCUAAAUCCGGUCUCAAACCAGGAAUAUCGAGCGGUCCGUCUAAAAAAUUGUCCAGUUCGCAAAGCUUCAGCGGGCUGCCAUCAGUUUCUGGAAAAUCUUCUAGCUCUAGUUCAUCCAAAUCGUUCCAAAAAUCGAGUUCUUCAGGGUCGCUAGCCAGUUCUUCAUCCAGCUCGAUACGUUCAUCGUCGAAAUCUGGUUCCAGUUCUUCAUCGAGCAAAGAAAAAUCCCGUAGCAGCUCAUCGAAGUCAUCUUCGUCGUCGUCAUCUUCGAUAAUGGCCCAAAAUGCAGCGAUGGCAGUGGCCGCUGCUCAAGCUGCUGCAAACGCAAAUGCGCUGAAUGUGAUGAAAAUGUUAGGCUUUACAUCAUCCAUUCAAAAUAUGGAAGGGUUUGUCAAAACACUUGAUACGAAAUUUCAAAUUCCUAAACUUUCUGCGAGAACCAACUCUGAUAUUGACAAGUUGAAGGAAUCUCGACCUACAUCAUCUUCUGCUCCGAAUACUCCAAUGUCAAGUAUUGCGCAAUCGCCAACGAGUGGAAGCGACUUUUCACUGCCUUUUAACAAACUCCCGGGCGAUGUCUCGCCUCUACAUUCGGCCAUGCUUCCAAAUGUGAUGCAAAAUGCGGCAAUGCUUUUGCGACGGUCGCCCAAUUUAGAACACCAAGGAUCUGGCGGCAACAGUCGUGAUGGCUUUCCAUCUAUAUACGGCAAGUGUUCAACAACUCCGACAACGCCUACUAACUCGGUUCCACCGCCGUUCCCAUCACCAGUGGGGCUUCAAAGUCAUGCCAUGGAUUUUUCCAGCAGCAGUGAUUCGGUGGAUGCUGCCAGUCUGAUGCGACCACCUUCCCGGCCUAGUAGCACAAUGUCGAACAAUAGUUCAUCGGAUAAGCUGAUUGAUGCUACGACCAACAGCAAUUCGAUGGAUGGAGGAUUAUCUUCCGGUGCGGCCUCUCAUCAGCAAGCACAGGCCUUUGCUGCAGCGGCUGUUGCAGCUCAGUUGAUGAACAAGCUCGAUAAUACUCAACAGUUGGUUGCGGCCCUGAAAAAUCAUCACCAGCAUAUGAGUGCGUUGAGCAAUGCAGCUGUCGUGGCCGCCGCUGCUGCUGCCGCUGCUUCGGGUGGUGGUUCGGGUCCGGUUCGAUCGCCGGCCUCAGUGUCGGUACAUAUUAUGAAGUCACCGGUGCCGAGUCCCUUGCCGCUGCAUGCCACCGCUGGAGGUUCUUCGGUAGACGAUGAACUGUUGGACGAAGGACUAGUUGGGGGUAAAUGACAAUUUGGCAUAUCGCCAGAAGAGUAUUUCUCAGUAGGUCUUUGAAAAGGCGCUGUUGGUGCGGUAGAUGUUCAGUAUGGUUCAAAAGUCAUGACGGAUUCAUUUUUUCAAAUGUUUGAUCAUGUCAUCUAUUAUAAAAAAAAUCAAUAUUACACAACAAAUAUGGUGGUGUAAUAACACUGAUUUGUAUUUGCGCCGUACUUCAGUAGAUUCGUCUUGGUGUGGUUCGAACUGCAGUCCAAUUUAGAACAAUAAAACUUCAAAUAAAAUUGUUCAUCUUUGAAAACAUGAACCAUCGGACAUCUGCCGAACGCAAUGUCGACGGCAUCGAUUUAAAAUCCAUAUUAUGUACCUACUACAAACUUAUUUGAGUGAGCAAAAAAAAAACUUUAUCGUUCGUUUUCACAGGCAUAACUUUCGAAUGAAGUACUCUGAUUAAAAUAAUUGAAAUUAGUUAAAUAUUAUUUUCUUACACAAGCGCGUCCCUUUGACUAUGAGAAGAUCAGUAGUUACACUAGCACUUUUAUUAACUUGUUUCUAUAAGGCAUGCGGCUAUCGACAUUAUGUGGACCUGCCGGUUUUUAGCAGUAGAAUGAGUUGUCGAAGAUGUAUCGUAAAAUAAUAUGAAACCUUAAUAUAGACUGGUUUUAACUGGUUGGCGGCUACGCUGAAAUCAUUAGUGAGAUUUUAUUGGUGAAUAGUACUGAACCCUGAUCGAUUUCGAUGUAAACUCGGGGUCAAAAAAUGAUGGUUUCCAAACACUGUUUCGGGGAUAGUUGUAUACAAAAAAGUGUAGAACAGAUUGGGAUGCCCGUCACCCAUUGAUACUUUCGAAGUUAUUUGGUAAAUGUAUUUACACAUAAGAGAAGCAAAUAGGCGGAAUAGGUUCUUGUUUACCAUCACUGUAAAGAUUCAAUAAAUCAUCGGAUGAAUAGCUUGCAAAA
This is a messenger RNA of Uranotaenia lowii, 7149 nucleotides long. It is a transcript of the gene MED1, whose product is annotated as mediator of RNA polymerase II transcription subunit 1. The record is from RefSeq and is a predicted model, not a curated record. Gene Ontology annotation, cellular component: mediator complex. Gene Ontology annotation, molecular function: transcription coregulator activity. NCBI's taxonomy places the organism in Eukaryota, Metazoa, Arthropoda, Insecta, Diptera, Culicidae. Gene Ontology annotation, biological process: regulation of transcription by RNA polymerase II. The transcript is spliced from 6 exons. Bases 1145 to 6205 code for a protein of 1686 amino acids.